AUGGUACUUAAGGUCUUCUUUCCAUCAUGCUGCUCCUCGGCAGAGAGUGGCAUUUUGAUCGGGCGCUGGAUCUCCGAACAGAACUCUGCUGUUAUCCUGGCCGUGGUCCACUUCCCUUUCAUCCCUGUCCAGGUGAAGCAGUACCUCAGUGAAGUCCAACGGGUGAGUAAAGUCAGUGUUUCUGUGCUCGGCUCGUGGAGCAACAGCAAACAGGAGAAAGAAGAGAAUCUGACUGAGUUCUUGGAAGACCUUGGGACAAUAUUCUCCCACGAGCCAUGGAUUCAGAUAAGCAAAGAGGGAGACAGCAAAUUCUGGAGCUGUUCUACACUUCAGAAACACUCUAACAACCCUAAGGAGGAAGAAAUCAUCUUAGUAUACUACGACCAGCGUAAAGUCAUGCUUUCCCAUCUACAUCCCCCUUUGGGCACUGCCACCCCCGCUGACCCCAAGGCAGAGGACACUUCCAAGCUCUCUGCCAUCUUUGACACAGUGGCGAAGAGCAAGAUACUGUUCAUGACGGACAGAUACGAUGACGGGCCCAUCAAGCUGACCCACUGGCAGUCGGAUGGUGUGGAAGCUAGUAUCAUCGUGGAGCUGAUGAAGCAGGCCUCUGUGCCUGCCUGCAUGCUG
Molecule: messenger RNA, 630 nt
Organism: Antrostomus carolinensis (chuck-will's-widow)
Lineage: Eukaryota; Metazoa; Chordata; Aves; Caprimulgiformes; Caprimulgidae
Gene: PIGQ
Product: phosphatidylinositol glycan anchor biosynthesis class Q
Exons: 1
Biological process (GO): GPI anchor biosynthetic process
Cellular component (GO): membrane; endoplasmic reticulum
Source: RefSeq, a predicted model, not a curated record